GCUCUUUUUUAAAAAGUUCAAGGGGUCUACUAUAUUCAUAUUUGGGGAUAAACUUUCAAAACCCGGUGGUACACCAACAAAAAGUUGCUCUUCUUCUCUUCCCUUGAACCCCAACAAUAAAUCCUCCCCCCCCUUUCCUCUAUUGCAAUGAAGUUAGGACAGGCAUUUGCCGUUUCGAUGGGCGCUCUCGUGGGUGGUGCCGUCGGUUUUUACCUUUUGGAAGAUUACAAGAUUAAAGCAAAGGUAAUGGAUACCCUUUGUCUCUACGCUUUUAUAAAGUUAUCAAUUCCAGCAUCGCAUUGCUUUACCCAACCCACCCCCUUUCUUUUUCCUUUACUUAUCAUUGUUAAUAGGAACAACGAUUGGCCAUGCUUUUGGAAAAGAAACUCGAAUACGAGCAGCAAGAAAAGACGUUAUGAACAAAAAAAAAAAACAUGGACCUGGGCAAACCCAUUUUCACAGCAUUGUUUUGUUAUUUCUGCAUUCCAGCAUCCGUCCCGAACAUAUAUAAUCGACUCUGCUACAAAGUUCAAGCAAGCUUUUUUAGAGAUACUAUUCUGUACAUAAUUCCCUCUCUCCACCCUUUUCCCAUCCGAACUUGUCAAGAUAUUAUAUAUAAUUGCCUUUUCUAUUAUUACUGUGUUCGCUUUAUUCAU
Zychaea mexicana is the source of this 656-nucleotide messenger RNA. RefSeq lists its product as uncharacterized. NCBI's taxonomy places the organism in Eukaryota, Fungi, Mucoromycota, Mucoromycetes, Mucorales, Lichtheimiaceae. The record is from RefSeq and is a predicted model, not a curated record. The transcript has a single exon. The coding region runs from base 148 to 567 and encodes 139 amino acids.